Messenger RNA from Medicago truncatula (barrel medic), 1142 nucleotides. Its product is annotated as serine/threonine-protein kinase 19. The coding region runs from base 32 to 871 and encodes 279 amino acids. The record is from RefSeq and is a predicted model, not a curated record. The transcript is spliced from 8 exons. NCBI's taxonomy places the organism in Eukaryota, Viridiplantae, Streptophyta, Magnoliopsida, Fabales, Fabaceae.
GUCCUUUAAAAAAAAAAUAAAAAAAUAAUCGAUGGAAGAAGGAGAAAAAGACACUCUUCAGAAUUCACGACGCAUGGAGAAUGUUUCAGAAUCUUCAUCAAAAGGCACCAAACGCCGGCGAACUGAAAAUUCCGACGCCGGAAACACUUCAUCAUCACUCGAGAACGAUCUUACAUUCACCGAUACACUUCUCGCUCUUCAAAUCAUGCGAGCUCAAUUUCCCCAAAUUCCUAACGUUUCGGUGGAACCGUUUAUGUUGAAGUCUCAGUUGUAUAGCAGUGUGAAGGAUAGAACGCAAGUUGAUAGGGAAUUGGAGUCGCUACGGAGGGAUAAAGUGCUUCGGCUUUUUAAAUUAAAUACCGGACAAGAUGAUCAUGCUGUAAUGUUUUUCGAUGACUACCUGAAACAGAUAGAUCGUGUUGUUAAAAGAAUGGAAGGAAAGACGGGAGCAGAAUGUGAAGUUUUUGAGUGGUUCAAAAUCCAUGUCCUAGAUUCAAAGCUGGAUACUGGCAUCAAACAUGAAGAGCUUUGCUCACUCUUAUCACUUGGGGGAAAGGCGAAGGACAGUCAUAUUUCCCUUCUAAUUAAUGCAGGCAUCCUUACCAGGCAACUUAUUGAUCCAAACAUGUAUUGGAUAGCAAUUCCAAAUAUUGGCUCACUUCUUAAGGGUCUUGUUCAGGGAAGGAAGGAAAUUAUUUCCCUUCUCAGUCGUCGUCAAUAUAAGGAGAUGAUGUUGGCUGUUUUGGAAAAGAAGCGUCUUCGAAUGUCCCCACUUGAUAUGAGAUUUCAUCUUCGUGAUUUGAUUGGUUCUGGUCACCUCAGAUCUGACCAGACUCCUGCUGGUAUAAACAUCAGAAUCUCAAAAGAUUAGAGAUCCAGAAAGUCAUAGAUUUACUUGGAUCCAUGAGAUGAUUUGUCUGCUGCUUUUUGUUUUAAUCUCAAGAAGAGAUUCAGUUGCUUAUUGCUUUGGAUCUACAAUUGACAAUUUUUUUAUUUAUAAAUGGAUAUAUAAUUGGUGUAUCACUUCAAAUGUCUGUUUUACAUGUGAGACAACUAUAUAGAUGAAAUAUUAUUUCAUCCUUUGAUUAAGGAAAAAGUUACGAUAUAUAAGAUUAAAUACUAUAUGGACCAAUUGAAGCCAA